This is a messenger RNA of Lycium barbarum (goji berry), 3540 nucleotides long. RefSeq names its product G-type lectin S-receptor-like serine/threonine-protein kinase At4g27290. The record is from RefSeq and is a predicted model, not a curated record. Gene Ontology annotation, molecular function: protein serine/threonine kinase activity; ATP binding. The transcript is spliced from 7 exons. Gene Ontology annotation, biological process: recognition of pollen; protein phosphorylation. Lineage: Eukaryota; Viridiplantae; Streptophyta; Magnoliopsida; Solanales; Solanaceae. Bases 536 to 2962 code for a protein of 808 amino acids.
UAAAGAUUUCAGAAAUCUUGGAUGAAUCUAUGCUUUCUCAGAAGAGGUUCCUAUUUGAAGAUGUGUCUGGAGUAAAUUGAACAAGAUAGAUAUUGAACUCUUUUCUUUAAGUGGAAAAUUUUAUGUAUGUUUAGAGGUAACAAAUUUUGAAGCAUGACGGAUACUCCGGUGUUCUCUAACCAAGACUUCAGAAGCAUACUCCGUGAAUAUAGAGCCGUGUAAUAGACAGUCGUCUGAAUAUGGUAUUUAAAAUGGAUUGUGGAUUUUCACAUAUUAAUUAACUAGGUAGAGAUUUUUCUUUUCCUAGAGGAUCCGGAGAAGAUUUUGGCAUCUGAAGUGCAUUAAUGACAGAGUUAUCUCUCAAACCAACGUUUUACUUAAGAGUUCAGGAGCCAGUGAUGAAACUAUGUUUUCUCAUAAACUGAACCAGAUGAUAUAACUCAUCUUUUUUAGUGGAAUAAAAGCCUUUGAUUUAGCUUAGCUUGAAUAAAAAUCUUUGAUUUCCUUAGCUCUCUCCUGUCUCGGCAAGAAAGCAAUGGCUGCGAUGCUUUAUUGGCUCACUAUUUGUCAUCUGCUUAUCUCCACAACCUCAUAUGCAAGUUGUGUUGCUUCUACAGAUACUUUGUUCCCAAAUCAAUUCCUUUUGGACGGCCAGACUUUAGUUUCGUCCAACCAAAGAUUUGAAAUGGGAUUUUUUAGUCCAUUUUUUGGAUACAGGUACCUGGGAUUGUGGUACAAGAAUUUGGGGCCCAAUGUAGUAUGGGUUGACAAUAGAUUCAAUCCACUUGGAAUUGGUGCAAGGCUUGUAAUCGAUAAAACGGGAUGCAUUUUUCUCCAAGAUUUUUUUAAAACCGUACGUAUUUUUAAGCCAAACCAGAAUGUUCCCAGGCCAGUUCUGCAGCUCCUGGAUUCAGGUAAUCUUGUGUUUGGAGAUUCUAGCAAUCUGACAGCUGGAGAGUACCUGUGGCAAAGCUUCGAUUACCCAGUUGAUACAUUGUUACCAGGAAUGAAGGUCGGUUGGGACCAGAAAACUGGUAUUAACCGAACCAUAAUUUCAGGUGAUUAUUUGUUCAAGUUAGAGUCAGGUGACUCAGGUCAGUCACCCCAACUUGUUCUUGUGACAAAACAGCAAACAGUUUCAAGGUGGGGUCCUUGGGAUGGACGAAAAUUCAGUGGCAGUGAUGCCCUCAUGGACAACGACAACUUCAGACCAAUAUUUAACUCCACCACUGAUGCGUGUUAUUUCACAUUCGAAGCCAAGGAUGACUCGACAUUGAAACUGUCACUGAAUCCAGAUGGUAAGAUACAGUUCCUCAGAUGGAAUAAUGCUACCAUGGUCUGGGCUGUAGUGGGGAUACUGAAUGAGGACAUAUGUGACCAGUAUACGACUUGUGGGCCUUAUGGGGUUUGUAUUGUUGAAGAUCCACCCUGCUUGUGUCCUGAUGGUUUCAUAGCAGCAUCACCAGGUGACUGGGACAAGAUGGAUUUUACCAAAGGAUGUAGGAGAAUCAUCCCACUUAACUAUACUGACAAAGACGUGUUUGUGAAGAAUCGUGGACUGAAGUUGCCUGAUAAUGCAACUUACUGGGGAAUGUUGUCCCCUGAGGAGUGUGGAGAGAAGUGCUUGAAUGAAAGAUCAUGUAUGGCUUAUACUAACGUCAAUAUUAACGGAAACAGCAGCAAGUGUCUCGUUUGGUUGGCUGAUUUACUUGAUAUGAGACGUCCACAGAAAUCUGGGAACGACAUUUUUAUACGGAUGGCGCACGGUAAACUAGAAGCACCUGUUUCCCAUGGGAGAGGGAAAACGAAAAGGAAACGGGAAUGGAUAGUAUUUGUUUCUUUAAUUUCAGUUGCGGCACUGCUUAUCUUGUCUACAUAUAAGGUUCUAUGUCAAGCAAUGAGGACAGAGGUGCUAGAUGAACCAGAGAUCAAUCAGCCGGGAAAUUCUCCAGGAGCUUUGCUGCAGGGCACGGAUGUCAUUGCAUAUGAUUCCAGUGCUCUAGCUGCAGCCACUAACAAUUUCUCGUUGGCUAAUAAGAUAGGGCAUGGUGGCUUUGGCAAUGUCUAUAAGGGGCUACUAGAGACUGGAAUAGAAAUAGCAGUGAAGAAGCAGGAUGUGACUUCACGUCAAGGAGUUAAAGAAUUUGAAAAUGAAGUCAACUUAAUAGCAAAGCUUCAGCAUCGUAACCUAACCAAGUUGUUGGGAUACUGCAUUCAUGGAGUAGAAAAAUUUCUUGUCUAUGAGUUUAUGGCAAAUAAUAGCCUAGACAAGGUCAUAUUUGAUCCUGCAAGAAGGGUUACAGUAACAUGGCCAACACGCUUUAACAUUAUCAAAGGAAUCGCAAAAGGAUUAGUUUACUUGCAUCACGACUCGAGGUUGACAAUACUCCACCGGGACUUAAAAGCCAGCAAUGUCUUGCUAGACAGAGAGAUGAUGCCCAAAAUAUCUGACUUUGGGUUGGCAAGGGUAUUCAAUGAUGAUGUUGAAGAAAAGACUCAGCAUGUAGUUGGAACGCGUGGUUAUAUGUCUCCUGAAUAUAUAGAAAAUGGACAUCAUUCAACAAAAUCAGAUGUGUUUAGUUUUGGAAUCUUGGUAUUGGAGAUUGUGAGUGGCCAAAGGAAUUGGGGUUAUCGGCACCCAAUCUAUGAUGUUGGCCUAGUAGGCUAUGCUUGGACAAUUUGGAAUGAUGGGAAGGCCAUAGAACUACUGGAUCCAGUGAUUGAAAAACCAGGUGAUUUGAAUGAAGUUUUAGCAUGCAUCCAUGUUGGCCUCUUGUGUUGUGAACGGCGUGCCCAAGACAGACCUUCAAUGAUUCAGGUGGUUUCCUUACUCGAGGAGAAUGAAAUGUCAAGGUUGAAUUUUGUGCCCCUCGAUCCUUACUUCUUGAAGGAGUUGAGUCACAGUGGCAGGAGUCGCGACAGUGUGAAUGGUUUCACUAUUACUGAAUCUACCGCAAGAUAAUGAUAAUGACCUAAUCUCAAGAGAUAAAUAUACAGAGAACAAACUCAGUCUUACUAGUAUAAUUUGAAACUAUGAACACGACAUUACUACUGGCAAACAACCGAAGAGGCUUAAGCCGAGCUUCCUAUUUUCGGAUCUUGCUAGUGGGAAUUCCAGGGCUAUUACUGUUGCUAGGAAAAGGAUCAUUUAUCAUCCUUUAUAAAAGUACUAAUGACCUUUUCUAACUCGGAAAUUAUGUUAUCUUGUUUAAUUUUCUGUUGCUUCAUGCCAUACAAGACAUUAGAGUUUUUCUAUAUAUAUUUAUCUUUUGAAACUACACUAGAAUGUGUAUACAUGCCAAAAUAUAGCCUGACACAUGGCAAAGUAGUAUUGGAAUACUUGGCAGGAGAAGAUGUAACGACAUGAGUUGACUCAUUUAAUUGGGAUGAAGAACUCCGGUGAUGACCGGAGCUAAUCUAUCAUAAGCAGUGGCACCGGUCAUUAAUGAAAGAGUAACAUUGCAUGACCAGCUGUGUAUGGAGCAGACGUUACAAUUUACCAUUAAACCAUAUUUAUUAGCCUUUAUUGCUAUUGAUUAG